Molecule: messenger RNA, 1767 nt
Organism: Diaporthe citri
Lineage: Eukaryota; Fungi; Ascomycota; Sordariomycetes; Diaporthales; Diaporthaceae
Exons: 3
Coding region: 1-1767 (588 amino acids)
Molecular function (GO): NAD+ binding
Source: RefSeq, a predicted model, not a curated record
AUGGGCAACCUCAAGCCCAAGACGGGGGUUUCUCAGACCUCGCGUCCCCGUUCAGUCAAAUCAAACAAGCAACCCGUCGCGACCGUGUCUGAAGUGGACGGCAUUGACGAAAAGUACGCCAUCGAUGACCUUCAGGAGGACAUUGAGCACGGCGUUGCCCACCCCGUCAGCGCCAUGGCCGAGCUCGAGGAACGCGUAAACGACCUCGACAACGCCUGGGAGUCUGAGUCCCUGCUUGCCGACAUGCUCGAGGGCCUCUCUGACGAGAACAUCACCAACGACCCCGAGUAUUGCACCCCAGAGGAGGCCGUUAGUUACCGCCAACUCCUCCGCACCUUGGGACCAGAAGAGCUCAUCAACCGCACAAUCACGUCUGGCCUCAUCACCGCCAAGAAACUUCUCAGUGCCUUUGAUGUGCGCCCGCCUGGUCUCGACGGCCAGCCUGACUCGGUCUAUUUCGACCUGUUGAUACUUGCCUUCAGCCGCGAGCUCUCCAAGAGAGCCAAGCUGCAGCAGUACAACACCGUCGAUGAUGCCGUCGCCCUCCUCAAGAAGUCAAAGAACAUCAUCGUCCUGACCGGCGCUGGCAUUUCUACCUCGCUGGGAAUUCCAGACUUCCGCUCCAAGGGCACUGGUCUCUAUUCCAAGCUGGAACACCUCGGCCUGAACGAUCCCCAGGAAGUCUUUGACAUCUCCCUCUUUAAGCAAGACCCGAGCAUCUUCUUCUCUGUCGCCCGGGAUAUCAUGGUUGAGACCGAGCGCUACUCGCCAACGCAUGCCUUCAUUGCGCUGCUUCAGAAGUUCGGGAAGCUUCUCACCAACUACUCUCAGAAUAUCGACAAUCUGGAGUCCAAGGCGGGCAUCGACCCCAGUAAACUCAUCCAAUGCCACGGCUCCUUCGCAACCGCAACAUGCUUCACCUGCUACCACCAAGUGCCAGGCGACGACAUCCUCCCCGACAUCAAAGCCGGCAAGAUCCCCCGCUGCCCCAAGUGCGGCAUCCCCCGCCGUGGCACCAAGAACAGCCGGAAGCGCAAGCUGGCCAAGGAUGGCACAAGUAGCCGGCCUCGACGGCGGCCCGGCGAUUACGACAGCGCCAGCGACUCCGAGUAUGACAUGCCGUCCAAGGGCGGCAUCAUGAAGCCCGACAUCACCUUCUUCGGCGAGGCGCUGCCGGACGAGUUUUCGAGCCGUCUGGUCGACCACGACCGCGACAAGACGGACCUAGUCGUCGUCAUCGGCACCAGCCUCAAGGUCGCCCCCGUCAGCGAGCUGGUGCCCUUCCUGUACCCGCACAUCCCUCAGAUCUACAUCAGCCGGACCCCUGUCAACCACCACAACUUCGACAUUGAUCUCCUCGGCGACUGCGACGUCGUCGUCGCAGAGCUGUGCCGCCGCGCCGGCUGGGACCUGCGCCACGAGAUGGUCCCCGAGGACCAGGUCGUCGACGUCGUCACCGAGUCAGGCUGGAGCAGCAGGCACAUCUUCACUGAGAGGCGGCGCGCCGGUAAUGGCGACAACCAUAACGGCAAUGCAUCAGCGGCGGCGAGUUCAAGCGAGAACACUACCGAAGCUGCCGCGACCCCUCGCAGUGACGAUAUAGACAACGCGGAGAAGUCGUCCCGGCCGCGGAGGGCGGCUAGGACCGCGCUGCCGACCAAGGCGCCCGGGAAUCAUGCCCCUUCGGCCGAGGGACCUAGUCUCGCCAGCCGGACCCGAAAGAGCCGCAACUCAGACGGGGAGGACGCUGAUUACACGGGCAACUGA